GCCAACUUGGAACACACGUCAAACGUCAUGCAGAUGUGGGCUCUCUCUUAAAGCUGAGCCCUUCACACUUCCAACUGCUGAUCGAAGGAGAAGUCGCUCCCUCUCGUGUAACCCUCCUCUAAAACAUUUUCACUCUACCUUCUAAUCUCUCUCUCACACACUCACACUCGAGAUCGAGAGAGAGAGUCUUUCGUGGUGAAGCAAUAAUGGUUUCUUUUCAAAAUUCGACACCCCAUUCACCGAACCGGAGGGGGACGAUCAUUCAAGGUUUGGAGAGUCUAUCCAAAAAGAGAAAGUGGGAAGAGACGCAACAACCACGGCGAGGGCGACGGCAAGAAGGAGCUGAAGAACCCUUCUGGAAACGAUCGCCGUCAUCGUCGGAGACAGCAGAAGCCACGAGGACAGUGCUCGACAUCGAGCUCCACCUCGAAAGUCCCUUGCCUUCUGAGUGGCAACGGUACCUUGAUAUUCAGUCCGGACAGAUACACUUCUACAACACAAGAACACACAAGAGAACGUCAAAAGAUCCUAGAGAAACCUCGGACACAGGUCACCCAGCUCGUCCUGGUCAUCACGUGAGCUUAGACCUCGAGCUCAACCUCCCUUAUAACCACGACCAGCAAGACGAUCAUGAGGACCUAUUCUCAAGGACAAUGCGUCACUCGAGCAAUCUCUCAGAGAAAAAAUCAGGACGACAAGUGAAAAAGGUGCGAUCGUGGUUGGGAUUAGAGACGAGAGACGAAAUUAAAGGAGAAGAGGAGGAGGAGGAGGUGGAUCAUAUGGUCACGACAGUUUGCAUGAGGUGUCACAUGCUGGUGAUGCUAUGCCAGUCGUCUCCGACAUGUCCCAACUGCAAGUUCUUGCACCCGCCAGACCAGAGCCAUCGGACACUCUUCAAGGGCCGUUGUAGCCUCCUAUGCUAAUAGUGAUAGUUUGAGACAUAUGUAUGACCCUAAGCUUUGUUUAUUAAUUAGUACUAGGUUAAUCCGGGUGAUGAAUAUAUACGUAACCCAAGAAGUUUGUGCUGUGAUUGUCGCUUUGAGAGAGGAACAGAGAGAUUGAGAGAGCUAAGAAGGGAAGUGGGACUAACGCAGAUGAGUGUAAUGAUAGCUAGUACGAUAUGAUAUGGUAUGAUAUAUAUUUACAAGGA
Molecule: messenger RNA, 1150 nt
Organism: Syzygium oleosum
Lineage: Eukaryota; Viridiplantae; Streptophyta; Magnoliopsida; Myrtales; Myrtaceae
Product: protein CURLY FLAG LEAF 1
Exons: 2
Coding region: 207-923 (238 amino acids)
Molecular function (GO): protein binding
Source: RefSeq, a predicted model, not a curated record